Stereum hirsutum FP-91666 SS1 is the source of this 594-nucleotide messenger RNA. RefSeq lists its product as uncharacterized. The coding region runs from base 1 to 594 and encodes 197 amino acids. The record is from RefSeq and is a predicted model, not a curated record. The transcript is spliced from 2 exons. NCBI's taxonomy places the organism in Eukaryota, Fungi, Basidiomycota, Agaricomycetes, Russulales, Stereaceae.
AUGACUUUCCUCACGGAGCUCAAGUCCUUGAUGGUCCCGACAUCUCUUGAUACUGCACCAACUCCGACUUCAGGCUCUAGAGCCCCAUCUAACGACAUACUUGCCUUUCCAGAUCAGGAGGGGAGGCCUGUGAUUAUCACGUUUCUUCGGCACUGUGGAUGUCCGUUUGCGGAGAAAACGUUCCGCGUAUUAUACGAGGCCGCAAAAUUGCAUGAAGACAUAGCAUUCAUUGCAGUUUCUCACUCCUCACCCUCUCAUACUACCUCCUGGGUCGAUUCCCUCGGUCUAAAGGACUCCGAGUUGCCCAACCUUCGAGUUAUCGUCGACGAAUCUCGUUUCCUAUACGCUACCUGGGGCCUUGGCACAUCUUCGUUCUUUCACUGGAUGUCGCCAUCGUCCAUGUGGGGGGCUAUCAAGAUGGGGCGGGAGGAGGGAAUUUGGAAUAGGCCCACUGAAAGCGGAAGUAGGUGGCAGACGAGUGGAAGCUGGGCUGUUGAUGCUGAGGGUAUAGUGAAAUGGGGUGCAUCGAGUGAGAGGGCGGAUGAUGAGAGGGUAUGGAAGUUCGAAGAAGCGUUGAACGCCCUGACUACUUGA